Molecule: messenger RNA, 4309 nt
Organism: Laccaria bicolor S238N-H82
Lineage: Eukaryota; Fungi; Basidiomycota; Agaricomycetes; Agaricales; Hydnangiaceae
Exons: 12
Coding region: 1-4272 (1423 amino acids)
Biological process (GO): microtubule organizing center organization; establishment of mitotic spindle orientation; vesicle transport along microtubule
Cellular component (GO): microtubule associated complex; nuclear envelope; cytoplasmic microtubule
Molecular function (GO): dynein complex binding; microtubule plus-end binding
Source: RefSeq, a predicted model, not a curated record
AUGGCCGACCAAACCUCGCCCACUGCAAAGAAAUCGAAGAAGAAAUCCAGAGGGAUAGGAAAACUCUUUCGAGAUCUGAUCAAGCGACCCAAUUCUGCCAACGACUCGGCUUACCAGUCGAAUUCCACUGUCUCCUCUGCAUCAGGCGCUCACCAUGCAACCGAUGCAGGAAAUGCAGAGCCGCCGGCUUCAAGCGGCAAUGCUAUCUUGAAUAACAAUCCUACCGUCCCCUCCCAGUCAGCAAGACCUUCGUCAAGUGUUCUAGAUCUGCAGGAGUCCGCCGUGGGUCAAGAAGGGGACAACCGCAAAGCCAGUCUCACUUUCACUCCUGUUGCGGGACCAGUCUCAACGAAUACUCAACCUCAGGCCUCGGAUUGGAAGGCGACUGCAAGAGAGGGUGUUAAAGUGGCUGGGCGGUUCACGGAAACGCUCCUCAAGAAGGUGCCGGGAUGUGUCAGUGCAAAUCCGGUCCAGAUGGCAUUCUCCAUCGCUAAAGUGAUCAUCGAAAUGAAAGAUGCGGUUGGAAGCAACAAAGACGGGCUUGUACAACUUCUCGAAAGAACGGCAAACAGACUCCUGACUGUGGAGAGCAAGGAAGUUAGUGGUAAGGCCGCCGAGGAGGCGAUGGAGAAUUUCAAAAAGAUCAUUGGGGAAGAAAUGCAGAAGUUGAAGGCUCUGGCCAAUGAAUCACUCCUUAUAAAGGUAGUAGACUACGAAGCGUAUGGGACAAGGAUCCGGCAAAUUUUUCAACGAGUCGAAGAGGCCACCACGUCCUGGUUUUUCGAAAUGACGAUAAGCAUCCAGCAAACGGCGAGACAAAUACAAGAUGACACCAAGAGAGAGCGUUUGAAUCCCUCCGAGAAGGCUGACCACAGAACCGUCUUUGAAGGACAUGGCCUGAAGCGCGAAGCGUGCACGGACGGAACGCGUGUCAAGAUAUUGGAGGACAUCACGAAAUGGGCUAACGAUUGCUCAUCGGCCAGCCCGCGUGUCUUCUGGCUGACCGGUCAAGCUGGAUCCGGCAAAACCACCAUUGCAUAUACCAUAGCCAAAGUGUUCGCGCAAGAUGCCAAUCCCAACCAACAUACCGUCUUGGGCGGCAACUUUUUCUGCUCCCGACAAUUUGAAGAAACGCGAGCCCAGACCCGUAUCCUUCCCACCAUCGCCUACCAGUUUGCUCGUAAAUGCAAACCCUAUGCAGACGCCUUGCAUGAUGCCGACAAAUUCGACUCUGUCAAAUUCGAUGUUGCCACCCAGCUGUCGGAUCUUCUUGUCGGGCCUUGGCAGCAGUCUGAAAGCACACGGGGUUUAGGACCGCGGCUGUACCUGAUCGUCAUCGAUGCUCUUGAUGAGAUCGAGGGCGAAGGAGGAUCGGCAUUUCUAGGCGACCUACUCCACACAAUUGACAAAUACGACCUAAGAGGUCUCAAGUUUCUUGUGACAAGCCGGUCAGAUCCUGAACUCGUUGAGCGCUGCAAAGCAUUCACGUCCGAGGCCGUCUGUCGUCUCCAAGAUGUGCCGAUUGAGGAGGCUAAGUCAGACAUCAGGAUAUACUUCAAAGACAAGCUGAAGAAGCUUGACGGCACUCCAGAGCUGACUGAGCUUGAGCAGCGGGUUGAUGGUCUCUUCAUCUACGCUGCAACUGCGGUGAAGUACUUGACCCGACAUCGCUCAACCACUGUUCGUGAGCAGGCAAAGAUGCUCAAAGACCUCCUUGGUUCCGCGGGCAAGGCUACAUCCUCGAUUGAUGAAUUGUACCGUCGAAUUAUGUGGGACACCUUCAAAGAUAUGGAGGGAGAGAUGUUGAUUUGCAGGUUGCGCAUCCUUUACACCUUCCUAUGUACGGCUGAACGCACGUCCAUCUCCACCGUUGCUGCGCUCAUCGCGGACGGCGACAAUGAAGUUGCACAGGCUGUUCUGGAUGAUCUCCACGCUGUGCUUUAUUCCCAAGACGAUCGAGUUUUUUGGUACCACGCCUCUUUUCCUGACUUCGUUUUUGAUCCAGCACGGUCAAACUUCCGCAUCGGUGAGAAGGACUUUGCAUUUUCAUGCAAUGUGCCCACCCAUCACAAUCUUCUCGGCAAAUCUUGCUUCCAGAUAAUGAAGUCUGGACUGCGAUUUAAUAUGGGCAAUAUACCAUCAUCCUUCCUGUUUGACAGUGAUAACGCCGUAGCGCUGGCCGAACAGGUUAACAAAAACAUCAGUGCCGUUCUGAGGUACUCAUCUCAGCACUGGGCUCACCACUUGCCCUCACCCCAGUUCAUCAGUAUCGAUAAUCUCCUCCGCUGCCUUUCGGAGUUCCUUCAAAUUCGUGUCCUGUUCUGGAUUGAGGCCAUGAACCUGCUUAGCGUACGCAAUCAGUGUACUCCGAUGCUUCAACGUGCACGUGAGUGGGUUAUGAAGUGCGGGAACGAUUUUUUAGAAUUGGCGCGUGACAUUGGUGAAGCUGCCAACUUCGCUACUUAUUUCACUGGGAGCCCCGCUGCCAAAUCGACGCCGCACCUGUACAUCUCGGCGUUGGCAACAUGGUCACGGAACACCAGUCUCUCUCAAAAGUGGAAAAACCAAUUCACUCGCAUCCCUGCCUUUACACAUACCAAAGGAGUUAUUGAUUUGCCAUUGAUGACCAUAUCAGCUGGGGCAUCAAUUAGAUCAGUCGUGAUUUCGAGUGAUGGGACACGGAUUGUGUCUGGCUCGUAUGACAAGUCUGUGCGGGUGUGGGAUGCAUCAACAGGUGUGGAGCUGAAGAAGCUGAAGGGUCAGACUAGGAUAGUCAAUUCGGUCGCAUUUUCGAGCGAUGGGACACGGAUUGUGUCUGGAUCCUCGGACUAUUCUGUGCGAGUGUGGGAUGCUUCGACCGGUGUGGAACUAAAGGAGCUGACAGGCCACACUGAUUCGGUCAAUUCGGUCACGUUUUCGAGCGAUGGGACAUGGAUUGUGUCUGGUUCGCGUGAUGAGUCUGUGCGGGUGUGGGAUGUAUCAAUUGGUGUGGAGCUGAAGGCGCUGAAGGGCCAUACUGACACUGUCAAUUCGGUCGCAUUUUCAAGGGAUGGGACACAGAUUCCAUAUCCAAUCGGUCACAUUUUCGAGCGAUGGGACACGCAUUGUGUCUGGCUCGUGGGACACUCUUUGCGGGUGUGGGAUGCAUCGACAGGUGUGCAGCUGAAGGAGUUGAAUGGCCACACUUCCCUGGUUGCAUCGGUCGCAUUUUCAAGCGAUGGGACACAGAUUGUGUCUGGCUCGAGGGACAAGUCUGUGCGGGUGUGGGAUGCAUCAACAGGUGUGGAGCUGAAGGAGCUGAAGGGCCACACUGGCAGUAUCAACUCGGUUGCAUUUUCAAGCGAUGGGACACGGAUUGUGUCUGGCUCGAGGGACAAGUCUGUGCGGGUGUGGGAUGCAUCAACAGGUGUGGAGCUGAAGGAGCUGAAGGGCCACACUGACGGUAUUCAUUCGGUCGCAUUUUCGAGCGAUGGGACACAGAUUGUGUCUGGCUCGUGUGACUACUCUUUGCGGGUGUGGGAUGCAUCGACAGUCGCAUUUUCGAGCGAUGGGACACAGAUUGUGUCUGGCUCGAGUGACAAGUCUGUGCGGGUGUGGGAUGCAUCAACAGGUGUGGAGCUGAAGGAGCUGAAGGGCCACACUGGCAGUAUCAACUCGGUUGCAUUUUCAAGCGAUGGGACACGGAUUGUGUCUGGCUCGAGGGACAAGUCUGUGCGGGUGUGGGAUGCGUCAACAGGUGUGGAGCUGAAGGAGCUGAAGGGCCACACUGGGGAGGUCAAUUCGGUCGCAUUUUCAAGUGAUGGGACACAGAUUGUGUCUGGCUCGUAUGACUACUCUUUGCGGGUGUGGGAUGCGUCGACAGGUGAUGGGACACGGAUUGUGUCUGGCUCAAAUGACAGGUCUGUGCGGGUGUGGGAUGCAUCGACCGGUGAGGAGCUGAGGGAGUUGACGGGUCACAUUGGGGAGGUCACUUCGGUCGCGUUUUCAAGUGAUGGGACACGGAUUGUGUCUGGCUCGCGUGACGAGUCUGUACGGGUAUGGAAUGUGUCGACAGGUAUUUUGAGUGAUGGAGAUGCGCGCUUUGCUUGGGAUCUGGCAGACUCAGACUGGAUUAUCUCUUCUCGGGAGCAAAACCCCUUUAUGUGGGUGCCAAAGGAGGCCAAUUUGUGCACACCUCUCAAGAUUCUUAUCAUUUCUCGGUCUGGCUUUGCUACAGUUGACUUUGAUCAGUCUAUGAUUGGUGUUGAUUGGGUUUGCUGUUAUACACCAUAGCUACAGUCACGUUGUCGAUUAUACAUAUCAUUCUUCC